Messenger RNA from Xyrichtys novacula (pearly razorfish), 624 nucleotides. Lineage: Eukaryota; Metazoa; Chordata; Actinopteri; Labriformes; Labridae. The record is from the annotation of a GenBank genome assembly.
AUGGAGGCUACCACCACAGACGCCUCCUUACCUGCUGAAGUUGGUCAACAACUUAAAAGAGCCCAGGAAAAGAUCGCUGAUCUUCUGGAGGACAUUGUUCGACUCUCAGACAAGCUGCAGAGGAAGGACUCAUUCCGGGCCACUUUUAAAUCUCGGCUCCCGGCGUUGUCCAGCUGGCUGGAGAGCACACAGACCGGUGAGCUGCCACAGCAUAGCAGUGCCGCUGCACUGAGGGACACCAUCAUCUGGGAGCCUUGCUCCUCCACCUGUCAGCGGCCUUCCAGCUCUACUCCCAACAAAGGGACCCCUUGGUCUGAGGUAGUGGUCCGUAGUCGUAAGAAGGUUCCUGCCAGAACUCCGUGCGGGGUUUCCUCCUCUGUCGGCAUCCCCCUCUCCAACAAAUAUUCGGCUCUGUCCAUGACUGUGGAGCCACUGGACCAGGGCCCUGCUGAUCCCGAGGUCUCCCUGAGGGAUGCUGCGCCCCCGCUGACGGACAUCACCCGCGCCGGGCUGUCCAGCGCCGUGCCGUUCGCCUCCGUCCCCCCGUCCCUCAGCCCAGCGGAGGCGGCUCCUCAAGGACGCAGUGCGGUGGCACACUGGACGUCCUCAUUCCCGGGCGCCUGA